AAAUAAAAUGUAGUAUCCCCAUCCCCGCGCCGAAUGUUCACGAGGUUGAAAGCGAAAGAGUGGUCGACGUUAUGCGUGUAGGUGUAUACUCAACUCAAGCUCAUUCUUCGUUUUCGUGCCGAUUGUGCAGUACUUACACGCGUGUUUUAGGUUGUUUCACAUUUCUGUACAGCAUGCCUAAGGGUAAUAAAAAGAGGAAAAGGAGGGACAGUUCUUCCGAAGACGAACGCAUCUUAAGAAAAAUACACAAGUUGCAGAAGCAAUUGAGAAAUCACAAAGAAAAUUUUUUAAGUGACAACGACGUUGCAUCCGGUGCAUCACCUUUCAGUUCGCAUUCGUCAGUAGAAGGGGCUGCAGAUUUGUCGUUUAACGAGCCGACGCCAGCCCUUUCCGACGUAGUACAAAACAUUAUCACUCCUGAAGGUCCAUCACAGGAAGAACCACCAGCCCUAGACGAAAACAUUUUGUCACUGCUAGGCAAAUUACCUUCAAAGUCGAUCACUUCGGGACCUCCUUUACAUAAAGAUGUAGCCACUAGAUGGAUUACCUUAAUUAAUGAGGGAUUAGUGGAAGAGGAAAAGCUCUCGAUCUUGCGCGAUUACCCACCUGCGGAUAAUUGCCUAUUGUUAAACAGUCCGAAGCUGAAUCCCGAAAUUGCAAAGGCAUUAAACAUACAAAUUGUAAAAAGGGACGAAAAUUUAGCGGAGCUGCAAAAUCAAAUUGGAGGCGCAUUGUCAGCUCUAGGUAAACUGCUCACCUAGCUUUUGUCCAAUGAAGGAGGAGAAAAUUUUGACUAUAUUAAGUUAGCAAGCGAUGCGAGUAAAUUGCUACUUGACUUUCACCACAAGCAAGCUAUAACACGACGUAAUUUAAUCGCAAUAAAUCUUAGGAAA
Photinus pyralis (common eastern firefly) is the source of this 893-nucleotide messenger RNA. RefSeq lists its product as uncharacterized. Bases 72 to 761 code for a protein of 229 amino acids. The record is from RefSeq and is a predicted model, not a curated record. The transcript has 2 exons. Lineage: Eukaryota; Metazoa; Arthropoda; Insecta; Coleoptera; Lampyridae.